Messenger RNA from Zonotrichia albicollis (white-throated sparrow), 2622 nucleotides. It is a transcript of the gene TBCC, whose product is annotated as tubulin folding cofactor C. Gene Ontology annotation, cellular component: cytoplasm. Gene Ontology annotation, molecular function: tubulin binding. Gene Ontology annotation, biological process: post-chaperonin tubulin folding pathway; tubulin complex assembly. Lineage: Eukaryota; Metazoa; Chordata; Aves; Passeriformes; Passerellidae. The record is from RefSeq and is a predicted model, not a curated record.
GCAGGGGAGGCGAGCGGCAAGAUGGCGGCGCCGGGAGAGGCAGCGGCCGUGGCGGCUCCCUCACAGCCCGAGAUGGCCGCGGGCUCGGCCGCCUCCGCCGUGGUGCUGCCGGAGCGGCUGCAGCGGCGGGAAGCGGAGCGGCAGCAGGGCGUGGAGCGGCAGCGGCAGAAGAAGGAGGCGCAGGUAGUGAAGGAGGAGCAGAGCGAGUUCUUCCUGGCCGCCUUCGCCCGGGAGCGGGAGGCUGUGGAGGCGCUGCUGGCGGCGGGGACGCUGGAGGAGGCGGCCGCCCGCCUGCAGGCGCUGCAGAAGCUGCUGACGGGCAGCGUGCGGUUCCUGGCGCCCUACGAGGUGCGGCAGGGGCAGGAGACCGUGGCGCGGCUGCAGGGGGACCUGGCGGCGCGGCGGCAGCAGCUGCAGCCCAAGAAGAAAUUCGCCUUCCGCGCCCUCAAGAAAGAAGCGGCCCCGGGCAGCGCCCCGCGCCCCGCCGAGCCCGCCCCGCCGGACCCCGCCGCGCCCGAGCCGGGCCCCGGCAUCGCCGAGGGCGAGUCGGGCGGGCCGCCGCUGUGCGGGUUCAGCGGCGCCCAGGACGCGGAGCUGGAGCUCGGCCCCGCGGAGCUGCUGCAGCGGGACGUGCUGCUGGCGGAGCUGCGCGGCUGCCGGGUGCGGCUCCGCGGCAACCCCAACACGCUGCGGGUGCGCGACUGCAGCGGCUGCACCGUGCUCUGCGGGCCCGUGUCCACCUCCGUGCUGGUGGACGGCUGCAGCGACUGCCUGCUGGCGCUGGCCUGCCAGCAGCUCCGCACCCAUCGCACCCGCGACUGCCGCGUCUACGUGCAGGUGACCAGCCGCGCCGUGAUCGAGGCCUGCUCCGAGGUCUCCUUCGCCCCCUACUCCUGGAGCUACCCCGGGAUCGAGCGAGAUUUCGAGUCGUCUGGGCUGGACAGAAACAGUAACAACUGGAACCUGGUGGAUGACUUUGACUGGCUGGCGACUGACAGGCCCUCGCCCAACUGGAGCGUGAUCCCCGAGCAGGAAAGAAUCACUAGCUGGGACUGACUGCGGAGGCAGCUCUGCCGUGCUAGAGAUCCUCGUGUAAACGCACUGAUCCACAAACUGUGGGACUUAAUCCCCGAUAUACCAUUAAAUUAUUCCAUUCUGUAUUCAAAUUUCGAAUUACAAUAUAUGGCUGGGUUUCUUAGUUGAAGCAUACCAGUCAAAUAGAGUUUACUGUUCUUGCACAAGUUGCUGCUGUAAUCUGUAUGUAUCACUGUGGGACUUGCCAAUUUCUGAAGUACCUCAUUGUGAGUUAAAACUUAUUAAGGUGGGACAAAGGCCACUGAUACACAAACCACAAUGAUCCUCUGUUAGAGCUGUUGUGCUGCUUUCAUUCACCUAGGCAGACUGAAAAAGCUGCAAGUAGUGCAAACUGUACUGGAAUGAAAAGAUCGAAUACCAAAUUUCCCAUGUUUGUGUGGCUCUCAUGUUCUGAUGGCAGCGCAGUGUCUCUUAGGGGGAGUGCAGGUCAGUACUGAUGUGAGGUAAUGGGGUGAAAAAAGGUUCAUUCAAAGGGAGAGUUUGUAAGUGCACAGUGCAGCAGACUGAGAGGCGUCCUAGGCUAUGGUACAACGAUGAGCCAGUUUCUGUGGAAUUGGUUUAAAUCUCUUAGUUGGCUUUAGGCUUUUCUUUCAAGUGAGAGAAAUCUAAAGGAAAAAGGUGUUCCAAUAAAUAUCUAAUGCUCUCCUAAUACACUGAUUACUCGAAAUUCAGAAACUUAUGGAGUCUGUAUAAAUACUAAAGGUUCACGAUCUGUAAAUGCCAUGUGAAAGGAUGCUGCUUCUGUAAGCAGCUGGAGGCAUCCAGCAAGUGCUGAUGAACAUCACAGAAGCUGGGUUAACUGUUCCUCUGCAAGCUGAAGCUUCAGGGCAGAGAUGUUCAGGGAUGUCCCAUUAAUUUUCCAGACGGCAGGCUUUGUGUUCUGUGAUCCUGAUUUGCAGCACUCUGCUGCUGCAUGUGUGCAGUGCUGGCAGAGAGAGUCAGUGAAACAGAAAGAAGAGGUGCUAUAUUCCAAUUCCAGAUUUGCAUGUUGCAUAAAGUGCAGAAUAAUUUAAGUCUCUUCACUCCUGCUAAAUAGUAAUAAAGUAGCAGCACUGGAAUGCAGUGUCUUAACAGUGCCCUGUUAGUGGUGCUGAAGUGACCACUGUCCAUAUAUAAAGUAUACAUAGCAGUUUAGGUUUCUAACACCCCUCCUUAACUUGUGACAUUUUUCAAUAAAUAAUUGUUUAUCUUGCCUUAGCAUAAAGCUUUAUUGUAAAACUUAAAAUUCUUUAUGCUGUGCAGCCAUCAUCUAUGUGCCUCUAACAGACACUAAAUCCUAGCUGAACUAUCAAGAACUGCAUCACUCACAGGAGAAGUACCUGAAACUUCACUUAGGUGCUUGUCUGGUCUUUAGCAGAAAAUGUUUUUCUAUAAGUUGUUUUCAUCAUAUUUAAUUUAAAGGGGGAGGGCAAAAGGGAUUUUUUUUAAUAUUCCUGACAAUUUUCAGUUUUGUUUACUUCUGUUAAUGUAUAUUUUUUGACUGAAUUGGAUUUUGCAUUUCAAAUAUACUUGUUUUGAAUUAUUUUA